This is a messenger RNA of Rhagoletis pomonella (apple maggot), 1332 nucleotides long. RefSeq lists its product as uncharacterized. Lineage: Eukaryota; Metazoa; Arthropoda; Insecta; Diptera; Tephritidae. The record is from RefSeq and is a predicted model, not a curated record.
GCCAUAAAAACACUGCAGCAACUGGCCCAAGACUCUGCGUGCGAGUUCCCCCUAUGCUUAAAAAUUUUGAAGCUGGAAACUUAUGCAGAUGAUAUAUUUUCAGGAGCACAUGAUCUAUAAACUGCCCAGAACUCUUUGUCCCAACUUAUCAAAGCUUUGAAAUCAGCAGGAUUUCCUCUUAAGAAGAUCACUGCAAAUAAUGCCGAACUAUUAGAAAAGGUACCCAAAACCGAUAUCUUAGAUUCACAGUUCCUCAAAUUAGAAGAUCACAGCACGACAAAGACGUUAGGAAUUCAUUGGAACGCAGUGUCCGACUCCUUUUCCUAUACGUUCAACUUACCCUCAAUCUCACACUCAGCCACAAAGCGACAGAUACUCUCAGCAGUUGCCAAACUGUUUGACCAGGCAGGAUGGCUAUCGCCUAUAAUGAUUAGAGCGAAAAUCCUCCUGCAAACGCUAUGGAAAGAAGGAACAGACUGGGAUGAAUGUGCCAAACCCAAUUCCGUUCAUGUUUGGUGCAGAUUUGUAGAAAAUCUAUCCGAAGUUGGAAAAAUAGAAGUUCCCCGUUGGAUAGGAUUCUCACCCACUUAUAACAUUCAAACUCAUGGAUUUUGCGAUGCGUCACAAGAGGCGUAUUGUGCAUGUCUGUACAUUCGCUGCCAACAAGAUAUAAACCCCGCUACAACCCGCCUACUUGUAGCGAAAGGCAAGGUAGCUCCACUACAGACAAUAAGUCUCCCUCGUCUGGAAUUAUGCGGAGCCGUACUCCUUUCCAAACUCUUAAACCAGGUACGGUCCCAAUUAGAUCUACAAAAAGCCAGCGUAUACUUAUGGUGCGACUCGUCCAUCGUGCUUGCUUGGCUUGAAAAACCCCCAUACGUAUGGAAAACUUACGUUGCUAACCGUAUUUCCGAAAUCCUCAAGAACGUAGGAAAUUCAACUUGGCGACAUGUAAGGAGCAACGACAACCCCGCUGACUUAGGCACCCGUGGCUGCAAGCCGCAAGAAUUAGUCUCUCACUCACUAUGGUGGCAUGGCCCGGAAUGGCUGUGCACUCCCCCCAAUAGUUGGCCAAGCUCACAACCUCAGAAAACUCAACCCCCAGAUCAAAGAACUAUCAAGGCUUUCCAUAUGAUAGAAAAGAAAGAUGUUAUCGAUGGUUUCUCUUCCUUCGCAAGGGUCUUACGUAUCAUAGGCUACGUAUUCCGUUUCUUCCAUAAAUGUAAGAAAAUCUCUCAAGACGCGGGUCCAUUAACACAACACGAAAUAAAUAACACCAAAACUCGACUCAUUAUUUUAGCCCAAAAAAGGUAUUUUGAAGAUGAAUACUCC